AAGAUGAAGCAAAGGAGAAAUUCUAUUCAUCAUCUCGACACUGUUGGUCUCCCAUUCCAUUUCGGGCAGAAUUGGCAGCUGACUUUUCACACACACACUGACACACUCAUAUAUAUAUAUACAAUGUAUGCGAAAAUUCAAACAAUCAGCAUUGCUCGAAACCUAGUGUGCGGUGGCGCUGCUAGAGCAAUCGGAAAAUCAUUUUCAUCGAGGAACAUGGCAACCGCCACGACUGCAGCACAUGAGAAUCUUCUCACCGUCGGCAGUAAAAUCAUCGCCGUCGGCCGUAACUACGCCGCUCACGCCAAAGAACUCGGUAACGCCGUACCUAAGGAGCCAGUGUUGUUUAUGAAGCCCACAUCGUCGUAUUUGAUGAAUGGAGGGACAAUCGAAGUUCCUCAUCCAUUGGAAUCACUGGAUCACGAGGUGGAGUUGGCAGUUGUCAUCAACCAAAGAGCUAGGGAUGUACCUGAAGCCACCGCUAUGGACUAUGUUGGAG
Nicotiana tabacum (common tobacco) is the source of this 499-nucleotide messenger RNA. NCBI's taxonomy places the organism in Eukaryota, Viridiplantae, Streptophyta, Magnoliopsida, Solanales, Solanaceae. The record is from RefSeq and is a predicted model, not a curated record.